AUGUGGAGUCUUCCUGUCCCGUUAGCAAGCAAUUCACGUCUUGCUGAGCGAAGAAAGCUGGCCUCACACGCAACUGUUACGGAAGCGACGCGCGAACUGUUCCUCGUUCGCAAGCGAAAGGCCCACGGUUUCGAAGCCGUCCGGGGGAAAGGCCCUGCCAUUGUGCGGUCUGCAGCGCAGCACAAGCGCUCCUUCUAUCUGCGUAGUAGCUUCGAUUUGCCUAAGCUAAGUACUUUUCAGUUUGAUGAAAGCAACGGCAUAGAACUUGUGCUUGAGCGGUCAGAGACACUUACGCUUCCAGGGACACCUGAGGUCUACGUACUGUACCUCGCCCUGCUAGAUUCGAAACAGGCCACCUCAGGCAAGCGCUUUCAGGGCUGGAAUAAGCGACAAGACCAUAACUUCGAUAAGGACUUGAUUUCUACAGAAUCACGCCGGGCCACGGGUCGGGCGGAUGAGUUCUCGGCGCCGGCCACGGAAAGGCUUCUCCCUUUAUUCCUUGAGGACAAGCUGGAGCGGGAUAUGAUUGUCCUGAGCAUAGUGCACACUGAGCCACCUGCUGCUUUCGCUGAGCGAGAGCCUCGAAGUCGAAUGUCUGCGGGAUCCUUCUCCAUUCAGAUGCGGCUCAAGCUCUUACAAUAUCUGUGGAGAAGUAGAGACGUAUUCACCGAAGUGAAGAGCAUUUACAAGCUUAUGCAGGCUCGAGAGAGCUCAGAAAUACGAGAGUCGAACUUGCUCUUUUCUGCCCUGCUGAAUGCCAUCCGAUCCAAAAGGCUGCAGGGCGCUCACGCGCUGUUUCUGGACUUAAUUCGUCAACGGCUUCAAAGCGACAUACUCCAGGUGGUUCUCGCGCCCGUAUCGCGAAGGAACCCUGAGCAGCUCCGUGCAUACGUGUGUCUUGAGCUGCGUAGCUCACAGAGACAGCCCUGGUUUGUGCGGAUGAGAGGCAGCGACGGUGCGGUUUUUGCAUUUCUCGCUGGCUGUCCGCUGAAAAUCGACAGAGACGUCUGGGAAUAUGCCUCCAUCAGCACCAGAUCAAUACCUCUUGGCGACUCUGUGGUGUUUCCCAUGAAUAGAAACGCCCCUGCGCGAUAG
Messenger RNA from Cyanidioschyzon merolae strain 10D, 1095 nucleotides. RefSeq lists its product as hypothetical. Lineage: Eukaryota; Rhodophyta; Bangiophyceae; Cyanidiales; Cyanidiaceae. The record is from RefSeq and is a predicted model, not a curated record. The transcript has a single exon. Bases 1 to 1095 code for a protein of 364 amino acids.